AUGGAUGAACGAUCUGGGAUCUACCGUGCCUUCAGUGCCUGGAAUAGUUGUACAAUAACAUUUGUAAAUCAUGGAAAAGAGACACAGUCACUCCUUUCCUAUUGGACCGGUUCUCUCUCUCUGGCUAAUUGCCAAAACUCUUGUAAAGUGGACAUAUUAUGCAGCGGGAUUGGAUUUGAUACGUCCUCAUCAGCAUGCUCAAAAAGUGGGAGAUCUCAAGGCAAAAACGCCAGGGGAUGUAUUACCUGUUUUUUCUACCACAAGCAAUGUGGAACAGAUUGCACUCUGAAAUACACCGACGAUUCUGUCGAUGUAACUACCGAUCCUUUCUACACAAAUCUGACCGUAUCCAGCUUUGAUCAUUGUUUGGAUUCUUGCACCUCUGACUAUAAGUGCCUGGGUGUUGGCUAUGAUUCUGGACAGUGUCUUUUAUCGGAAAAAAAUAUCCGAGUGACUAGUACUGUGCCAUGUAACACGUGCAGAUUCUCCGGUAAAUUCUGUAAUAGCAGCGGAUCUAUUGUAGUCAAUCGGACAACAAUGCCUCCAACGAUAUCAAAUGAUGUCACAAGCCAAAAAAUCAAUGCGUCGCCAAAUGAUGUCAGGUCCAAAAUUAGCUUAAAGACAACAAACGACGUUAAAACCAAAAAUAACAAUACGACAUUAAAUGAUGAUACUACCCAAGAUAUCAAAAUGUCCUUAAAAGAUAUUACAACCCAAGAUAGCAAUACGUCAGAAAAUAGUGUCCAGGCCCAUAAAAGCAACGCGUCAUCAAAUUAUGUCACAAUCCAAAUUUUCAAUAUGUCAUCAAAUGAUGCGAUGACCAAUAGCAAUUCGUUAGAAAUUGAGGUUACAACCCGAAAUGGUAAUACGUCAUUAAACGAUUACAUCACUUUAAAGAGAAAUACAUCAGCAAAUGACGGCACAACACAAUAUAGCAAAAUGUCUUCUAAGGAUGUUAGUACACAAGAUAGCAAUACGUCACUAAAUAAUGUCGAAACCAAGAGUACCAUAGUGUCUCUAAAUGAUGUCACAACUCAAAAUGACAAUACGUCACCAAAUUAUGUUACAACUUCAAGUAGCAUUACGUCACCGAAUGGUAUAACAACCCGAUACAGCAAUUCGUCACUGAAAAAUGCUAUAACUCAAAAUAGGAAUACUUCACCAAGUGAUGUCACAACCACAGAUUGGAAAACUUCCUCGAAAUAUGUCACAACCGUUUUUGGCUACACUUCGUCAAAAGAAGUCCCGACCAAUGAUAGCAACACGUCACCGAUAGAUUUUACGACUCAAGAGCGCAAAUUGGCAUCUAAUACUGGCUCAACUAAAGAUAUCAAUACUUCACAAAUUCAUAAUACAAUUCAAGGUACUGAAAAUUCAUCAAACGAUUUAACAACUCUUAAUACUUACCCAUCGCUAACUGACGUUACAGUUCAAAAUGGACACACCUCAACCAUGCAUAUGGUUCAAACAACUCAGGACAAGUCCCCGCACGCAUCUACGACUCCCUAUGUUGACACGUCGCCGAAUGUACGUGUUCAUAACUUAACAACUUUCCAACUAUCAUCCACAACAGCCAUUAACGUCAGAGAAAGUGUGACGACCUCGAAUGAACCUGUGAGUUCAGUUUCAUACUAUGUGCAUUCCACCUUAAAGUCUGUUGUAGAAAACUACUCUACUGUGUGCACCUGUUAUUGUUACGCAGACGCUAACAAAUCAACUCUGGUGGACUGGACUACAAAUAUGAGGCGGAAUCUGUCGAUCUCAAAAGGUGCAUUGUCGUCGCAAACACGAAAACUUAAGUCCGCCUCAGAUCCACGUUUUUCCUCUUACGUAAUCGGGAUGUCAGGGGUAUUGAUUUUAGUUAGUUUAGGAGUUUCCUUUCUUUUAUUGGAUAUCUCCAAGAUUCUUGUAGAUAUUUUCAACCGGUGCCAACCUAAGAGCUCUCGUUCUAAAGCAUCAUUGGUCUAA
Messenger RNA from Magallana angulata, 1968 nucleotides. RefSeq lists its product as uncharacterized. The record is from RefSeq and is a predicted model, not a curated record. The coding region runs from base 1 to 1968 and encodes 655 amino acids. NCBI's taxonomy places the organism in Eukaryota, Metazoa, Mollusca, Bivalvia, Ostreida, Ostreidae. The transcript is spliced from 4 exons.